GCGCGCUAUUUAAAUAGGAGCCGCUGGGGAGCUCUGAGACGCUCCAGGACGAGUCGGAACUGAGGGGCACCAUGCAGACAGCGGAAAAAGCACAGCAGCCUCAACCCUUCAAACAAAGGAAAAGCUUCGCCACGCGGAGGCAGGAGGUGGCGGGGAUUCGGUUCAAGUUUCCCACCAAGAUCCCGGUGAUCAUUGAAAGGUACCCGAGGGAGAAGUACCUGCCUCCUCUGGACAAAACCAAAUUUCUUGUCCCGCAAGAACUUUCCAUGUCCCAGUUCGUCGCUAUAAUACGGAAUCGGAUGUCUCUGCUGCCGAGUCAGGCUUUCUACCUGCUUAUCGACAACCACGGCCUGGCCAACAUGUCUCUCACAAUAGCGCAGGUCUAUAAAGAGCACAGAGAUGACGACGGCUUCCUCUACAUGACCUAUGCCUCUCAGGAGAUGUUUGGCACCAACGAGCCCGGCGUGGAAACGAUCCUGAAGAACAGCUGAGGUGACUAUUCCUGGAGCUCAGCUGUUUUAAGAGGACCCAAGGCCCUUGUGCCUUUGUUUAAAGCACUGUAUGUUUAAGUGUUCUAUUUGACAUGGAUGCUUUUUAUGGUUGUGGUAAAUGUCAUGUUUUAUGUCCAUGUGAUUCUGCUCUUGGAGCAGUGUUUCUUGAUUUAGCUUGAGUUGUCUGGCCAGUUAAACCUUUCUGUAUGAUUGACUGACUGGCCCAAUUUUGCUACAGUACUUCUAAAUUAACAGGUAAGGCUGAAGCCAUGGGGAAGAGUCAACUCCUCAACAUGGAGUGAUUAACAAUAAAGCUGGAAAUGUAUAGAUUCUUAUGUAAUUCAAUUAAAUGAUGAUCUCACUACUUUGGCCUUUGUUUGGAAGUAUUGCAGCAAGUGCUUAUUUGUGCAUUUUUCCACUUUAAGAAAAAACAUUCUCUAGUCUUAAGACAAGGUUUGGAUUCUUGUGCAUCUAACACCCCCAGCCUUUAAUCUGUUCACUUUCCUGUACCUCCCUCCUAUAAAUGCAGAAACUCACCCCUCAAAUAAUCCUCAUGUUGCUCUAACACUUCCAUUUUUCUUGUUAUAAGGGACUGUAUUAACUGCAGCCCACAAAUUUGGGUAGUUCAGUAGAUUUUCUACUGCAUAGCGAAACAUGAAGCAGCUGCUUCAUAGCACAACAUAAACCAGUGCUUGAUGGGGAAUUUAGUGUAACUAAAGUACUGUUCAGGGAGCAGUGCUUUUUCCCUUCACUGCAACUGCCAAUUGUCUAUAGUGCACUAUGACAGCUCCUGGAGCAGCUGUCAAAGUUGAGCCCUUACAGCAAUUUGUUACGAACAUAGCCAUACUUUAAGAGGGCUGUUGGGUGCCAGGUUUUUCCAGAAUAUUUACUAAGGAUAGAUGCAAUGUAUGUGAAUCUACAAUUUAAAGAAAUGUUGUCUUCCUUCUGAAGAAGGUCCUGUUGUCUGAUUCUUUAGCGGUAUUCUGUAUUUGCACAGUGGAGGCAAGUGGUGGUGGUUCAUCCAGCUUCUGAGCUAAAUGAUCAGCAUGUACCCUGCCUCAUGUAUGAGGAGCACCAUAACACAGCAAUGGAAAAGUGGUUGAGUGAAGAGAUCAAAAUUGAUCUGAAAAAACGAGUGCUAGAAGACCAAAUGUUUGUGUUGUGCUGGUGAUUUAUACAACUCUUAUUUUGGGGUUUUUUCCUUUCUUGCCUGGAGAUGGCUUUUUUUUUUUCCCUUUGUGUGUGUGUUUCCUCUUUCUGCCACCCCCCACAAUGAAGUUAUACAAAAGCUGAAUUGAUUUAAGAGAUUGGCAUGUUUCCUUCACAGGAUCCAUAAGGGUAAUACUCUUGUUAAGAACACAAAUUUAUUCCUGGGGUUGGCAAGGUGUUUAUGAAACAUUUUCUAACUCACAGAAGCAGUGGAUGUUUUACACAUUUAAAUAAAAAUUCCAAGUUGUUAC
Scleropages formosus (Asian bonytongue) is the source of this 1951-nucleotide messenger RNA. RefSeq names its product microtubule-associated protein 1 light chain 3 gamma (gene map1lc3c). Gene Ontology annotation, biological process: autophagy. The transcript is spliced from 4 exons. NCBI's taxonomy places the organism in Eukaryota, Metazoa, Chordata, Actinopteri, Osteoglossiformes, Osteoglossidae. Bases 72 to 491 code for a protein of 139 amino acids. The record is from RefSeq and is a predicted model, not a curated record.